AUGGACCUGCACCCUGUGUCUCGUACCACUGAAUCAGAUAAGGCUCAUCCCAUCUUUCUCGAGCACCCCUUCGAAAGACUGUCUCCUACCUUGGCAGCAUAUCCACGCGUUGUCGAAGCUUUACAGAGGAGACGAAUAUCAGUUUAUCCCGACGUCAGCGAAACGAUGCAGAAAGCGCUAGGUCACCGUGCCGACUUCUUCGACGAUUUCUCUUCGGAAUCAGAAUGGGAGGAUAGGAUGAGCAAAACGAUACAGAGUCCGAUUACAAGCCAAGGGCCGGGUCUGAGAGACAUUCCGUACGACAUCCACGCCGACACUGAGAACGCGCAGCGCGGAAGGAACAGGCAACGCAGUACCAUCACCUCGCUGCCCAGACUGGCAGAUCUUGCAGAUGUCUCUGGUUCUGGAACUGAUGAUAGCGGAACCGGCGAUGAGCGAGCUUCUGGUCGAGGAACCAAUCACGCACGAAAGAUGUCGCUGACACGUCUGAACAAGGACAAUGUGCGCCUGGUGGAUAACAGGUCUAUCAGAUCGAGUAUCGACUCGCCUAGACACUCGUUACGCAGUAACAUGUCUUUGCCGAACUCUCCGCUCAUGGCAUCGGCCAAUUCAGCACCAUUCUCUACAUCAGGACCUCUAGAGGACACACUUACCGCUCUACCGCAAAGUCCGACGUUCCGCAGAGAGCACAGAAGGACCGCGUCGUCGAACAGCACAUCCGACAGCGUCCUCGCAGACUCCAUCAUCAACGCCCACGUCAUGACCAUGCGCGCCCUCGAAGCCUUGAGUUCCGACCCGCAGAGUAUAGACCCUCGAGUCAGUAGCGACAUGGCAAACGCAGCAGGUCGCUCAUACCUGCACUCCGCCUCCUCAACCUCCUGGCCCAAAUCCACCUCUUUCUCCGCAAACCGACACGUCACCCUAUCCCCCUUAUCAACCAGCGGUGAAGACCAAGACGACAGAGCCAGCCGCCACCGCACCGCACAAAUCUACUCCCCAGCCCUCAAAUCACCCAACCCCUUCUCCCCCGUCCCCAACACCGCAGCCACCAACACAGGUCAUGACCUCCUCAUCCCGAAGCCUAGCUACAUCCCGCAAAAACACGCCAGUAUCCUAGACUCCCAUCUCUCGGCCCUCAACUUCUCGCUUUCGAACCGCACGACGGAGGAUUACACGAGGUUGAACUCGUGCUGUACGAGUGCGUUUCCGUUUGCAGAUGAGCCGAAGAGCCCGUAUGAUGAUCGCAAGGGAAAGGAGGUUCUGGGGCUUAUGACGGGGAAUGGGAAUGGGGAUGAAGUUGAUAUGAGGAGUCGGAGGGAGAGGAAUGAGAGUGCGCAGGGGGUUGUGAGGGGUAGUGCUGAGGAGAGGGGACGUGGAGGUGGAGGUGAGAGGGGAGGGGUGAGUAUGGAGGAGGGUGGUGUUGUUGUGAUGGUUGGGUUGAGGAGGUGGACGUGGGGUAUGGGGAGGGGGAGAUGUGCAUGCGCGUGUGGUAACGCGGAUGAAGAGCAGGCUGGCCUAUCACCAGGAAGAGAAGAGAAGUUGGCCAAAAUCGUCAUUCCAACGUACGCCUCGUCUUGGACGCCGAAACACAGCUAUACCAAGAGCAGUAUCAGCAACUGCAACAGCAGCGAAAAGAGGAUGGAUCACAGCCCUAAGAUGAAAAGGAAAGAGCGCUCCGCCGAUUUCGACGACGAAGCGUUCGCUUUGGCGCUCAGAGCUGCGAAUCGCGAGUUGGCGGGUAACUGGUUCCGGAGGACGUUUAGCGCGAGGACCCUGAGUGGGAUACAUGUUGAAAGAGGGAGUACAGGGGAUCAUGGCAACGGCAACGGCGACACUAAGGACGACCGCGAUGUUCAUCCUGCGCUGAGAUCUCCGCAGAACAGACACCCUGCAACGCCCUCUUCAGACGACCUACUGGCUUUGUACAAAAACCCCCAAAUUGGACGUAAGGGGUACACGUGGAUAUCUUGGGCCCGACGUAACACCCCCCAUCCUUCCCCUUCUCCCUCUCCCUCUCCACCAACCAUCCACCUCACCUUCUCACUAUCCCGCCCCCGCAUCCUCGUCGUCAUGGGCAUCCUCCUGCUCAUCAGCCUUCUCGCAGCCGCAGCAUGGAUUCUAGUCGGUGCCGGCGAGGGGAAAUUGACACGGAAGGAGUUUAGCCAAAGGGUGGGGAGUGGGAUGGCGAUUGCGGGGUUUGUGCUUGCGGUGGAGGCGUGGGUGUGCGGGGCGUGGGUUGCUUUUUCUUGA
Alternaria metachromatica is the source of this 2250-nucleotide messenger RNA. RefSeq lists its product as uncharacterized. Bases 1 to 2250 code for a protein of 749 amino acids. The transcript is spliced from 2 exons. The record is from RefSeq and is a predicted model, not a curated record. Lineage: Eukaryota; Fungi; Ascomycota; Dothideomycetes; Pleosporales; Pleosporaceae.